This is a messenger RNA of Penicillium longicatenatum, 1998 nucleotides long. RefSeq lists its product as uncharacterized. Gene Ontology annotation, cellular component: membrane. Bases 1 to 1998 code for a protein of 665 amino acids. Gene Ontology annotation, biological process: arachidonate metabolic process. The record is from RefSeq and is a predicted model, not a curated record. The transcript is spliced from 4 exons. NCBI's taxonomy places the organism in Eukaryota, Fungi, Ascomycota, Eurotiomycetes, Eurotiales, Aspergillaceae.
AUGGCAGCUUGGCUAGAUCUGGUGUCAGAAGCUACAGGCUGGACACUGGUCGAUACGGGCCGGUUAGAGAGCCUGGUCCAGGGCAUGAGCCAUCCUGAAAGCCAAUAUCCCUCGCUUCUCUACUUCGCAGGAAAUGCGUCUCGCGUCAAAGCACUCCAGGCGUUAUUUCCGCACAAUAACAUCACUCGCAGAGGCCCAGCUGGCUUUACAAGACUACAUCUUAGUACAGAAACAGCUAAUUCUCAACAUCCUGUCCUUUUCGCAGAAGGCAGCUUACGUAGGGAUUCUGGGCAGGGUGAAUCAAGUCUAUGCCCUUGGCCAACUGAAAAACUUCAAAUUUAUCCAAUCGUCCCAAGCAGAAAAUCAACUAUCGCAGACAUACAGUGUCAUGUGCUAUCUAAACUUAUCCUGCCAUGGACGCAAGUUCUAUGUUACUUUGUAGAUACCACUGCAGAUUUAUAUAAAAUACGCCAGCUGCUUACAAUUCCUCGUCGCAAAGCGAGGAUUGGAUCUCAACCCAUUCCGGAUUUCUUGCGUGUCAUUGUUGUUUUGAUCGGAAAUCAACAGGAUGCGGACUACAAUGCCGCAUUCAAAGAAUUGGUCCUUUAUUCAGAGAUGGAAACGGAACUGGAUGUCACGUUUAUGGACCUACGAAAGCGCCACGAGCUAUCUCCAGCAGCAGCAUUUGAACCACUGCGUCGUGCCAUUCUGGACCAUACAAGUGCCAUCCAAAAGCAACAAAUCGACCAAGGCUUCGCAUAUUCUGCCCAGCAUAUAUGUAAAUUCUGGAGACGAACACUUGAGCUGGAAAUGAGAAGAUUGGAGGACUCAUCAUUAGACUGCCUCGGGGUCGCGCGAGAAAAUGAUGAACUGAACUCAGUGAAGACAGAUCACAUAGUGAGUUUUCUACAAGAGACAUCCGACUCUGAAUGCGAUAAAAACGAUAUCCAUGCAUUCAUCGCAUCUGCGCUUCUAAUGAACGCUUACCCUCCAAAUAUGCACCCUUAUGUGUUUAGUGAACUUUAUGAGCAUCAACUAUUAGAGGCUUGGAGGGCCCAAGCAAACGCCCACCCAGGAACUAGCAGUGAUGCAGUUCUAACUUAUAUGAAGCAUUUCUUUGACCAGAUGAGUCCAAGAAAUCCCUCCGCAAUUAUCAGAAAAGCCGCGCUUGCGAAGUAUUUCCACCGGUAUGGAGGAUUAUACUCAACUACCUCCUGCUUUUUAUGUCUCUGCAGACAUCCUGAGCAUAUGAUGCCAUGUCAUCAUGCAAUUUGCGACACCUGUGCCGUCAUAUUUGGGCGGCCGAGUAGAAGUGCUGAGUAUCACUUUGAUAUCGAGGAGUGCCCAUUAUGCCUCCAGAGUUUUGACUUGACUAUCCGCCAACUGCCUCCCACGAAGCGGCCUGUCAUUCUCAGUUUAGAUGGUGGUGGAAUUCGCGGUAUUGUACAACUAGGCCUUCUUCGUUCUCUGGAGAGAAGACUCGGGGGCGGAAUACCACUGCCCCACGUAUUUGAUCUGUCGAUGGGUACCAGUGUUGGGGCCAUAAAUUUAAUGGAUUUAGUCUUUAACAAGGCUUCUGCGGAGCAGAGUUUCCAAAGGUUUCCACAAUUUGCACAGGAAAUAUUUGGCUCAACGAGCGCCUUUAAGGAGCUUUCUAUUUUCAAAUAUUUUUCCUGGGUAGGAUACAUCGUUGGGUUUCUGGCUGACUGUCAAUACGAUGGAAAGAACCUGGAAGAAAUAUUAAAGAAAGCUCUGGGCCUGAACCGUCGAAUGUUUGAUGUGGGAACUACCCCGUGCACGGACUGCCGAGUUGCUGUUAUCACAAGUCGAACAUCCGACGGCAAAGCAUGUUUACUAGCGAACUACAGAGGCGUCGGUGUUCGUUGUAAUGAAUCAGCGUACCAGUUUCUCCUGCCCCAAGGUCAUGAUCAGAACCCUUUGUUAUGGGAAACCCCGUCGGGUCAUUCCUACCCUUCUAUCGAUUCUUUCGGUCCUUAG